GAAGCCCUCGUGCACUCUGCCUCUGCAGCGCCAAGAACUCACCUCCAUUCUCUCAGAUCACAGAGCUUCACCAGUUUAAUGGAGGGCGGACUGUGGCUGCUCACCUGCCUCGUCCUGGGCUGCAGGAGACUCGCAGCUUUCAACCUGGACACCGACAAUGUGCUGCGGAAGGACGGGGACCCGGGGAGCCUGUUCGGCUUCUCUCUCGCCAUGCACCGGCAGCUGAGUCCGGUGGAUAAGACCAUGCUGCUGGUUGGAGCCCCACGGGCAGCAGCCUUAAGCAACCAAAAAUCCAAAGUGACUGGAGGGCUCUACAGCUGUGACAUGGCAUCAUCUUCCAAGAGUUGCACAAGAAUCAUUUUUGACAACGACGAGGAUGUCAAAAAAGAAAGCAAGGAAAACCAGUGGAUGGGUGUGAGCGUCAGCAGCCAAGGACCAGGUGGCAAGAUUGUGACUUGUGCUCAUCGCUACCAGCGAAGAAACAACGUUAGAACAAACCUGGAGUCCCGUGACAUCAUUGGUCGUUGCUACGUGCUCAGUCAGGACUUAAGUAUUCGUGCCGAUUCAAACGAAGAUGGGGGUAGCUGGCAUUUUUGUGACAGCAGGCUCAGAGGUCACGAAAUGUUCGGCUCCUGCCAGCAGGGUCUCUCAGCUACGUUUGAUGACGACUACCACUACUUCAUUUUCGGGGCUCCUGGAGCUUACAAUUGGAAAGGUAUUGUUCGCUUGGAGCAAAAGAACUUCAGUCUUGUAGAAAUGGGCAUCUUUGAUGAUGGGCCGUAUGAGUUAGGAGAUGAGAAACAGAAGAACCCUAACCUGGUUCCUGCUCCUGCCAACAGCUAUCUCGGGUUCUCGUUGGACUCAGGGAGAAGCUUGACAAAUAAAGGCCAGCUGACGGUUGUCGCUGGAGCUCCCAGAGCAAAUCACAGUGGAGCUGUGGUGCUGCUGAAAAAAGGCCUAACCACGAGCAACAUACUUUUAGAGGAGUACACUCUAGAAGGAGAGGGACUGGCCUCAUCUUUUGGCUAUGAUCUUGCUGUACUGGAUCUCAACAAGGAUGGUUGGGAGGACAUAGUGGUUGGAGCGCCUCAGUUCUUUGUGAAGGAUGGGGAAAUUGGAGGAGCCAUCUACAUCUACAUCAACAAAAAUGGCAAUUGGGACCAAGUCACUCCCACCAGAAUAAAUGGACCUAAGGACUCUAUGUUUGGUUUGGCCGUGGAAAACCUGGGAGACAUCAAUCAGGAUGGUUACCAUGACUUUGCAGUGGGUGCUCCUUAUAAAGAUAAUGGUGUUGGACAAGUUUACAUUUACUGCGGUUCGGCCACCGGAAUAAUCUCUGAAAAGGACCCACAGGUGCUCUCCGGACAGCCUUUAGGAGUUAAGCUGUUUGGAUACUCUUUAGCAGGCAACAUGGACCUGGAUAAGAACACUUAUCCAGAUCUAGCUGUUGGAUCUCUCUCCGAUUCUGUCUUUGUGUACAGAGCCCGACCUGUUGUUAACAUCAAAAAGGAAGUCACAUUCUCACCAAAUCAAAUAAACCUUGCAGACAAGAGUUGUGGCAAAGCUUUCUGCAUGGAUGUCACAGCAUGCUUCACCUACACUGCCAACCCAAAGAGCUAUGCCCCCACACUCACCGUUGCGUACACUCUUGAGGCAGAUGCUGACCUCAGGAAGAAAGGCCUUAAACCCAGAGCAAUUUUCACAGAGUCCUCUGAGCUUGACGGCAACGCUCAGUCCACGGGUACCAUCACCAUGGACAAGCAAGGAAAGGAACAGUGUGUUACCCGGAAACUCGCUAUCCAGGAAAAUAUUCGAGAUAAACUACAAGGGAUUCCUGUGGAUGUGUCUGUGAGCAUCCAGGACGCUAAACGCAGAAGACGGCAGAGCUCCACUGCUAAGCUGACACCUGUGCUGGAUGAAAUCAAACCAACUCGAGCAACGGUAGAGUUCCUAAAAGAGGGCUGUGGUCAGGACAAUGAAUGUGAGAGUAACCUGAAGAUGAACUAUCGCUUUGGCCUCAGGACAACUACUGAAGAUGAUUUCACUGAAUUAAAUCAGGAGGACGGACUUCCUGUGAUCUCGUUAAGCAAUCAAAAGGACAUCGCUCUGGAAGUGACAGUGACCAAUCAAAAGGGAGACGACGCGCACGAGGCCUCCUUGACCGCCAUCUUUCCCAGCUCUCUGACAUACUCAACUUAUCGAGUUUCCUCUCAAGAAAGUCCUGUCACUUGUGUAUCCAAUAAGGAGGGUUCUCGGGCUGACUGUGAAUUGGGGAACCCCUUUAUGCGUGACGCAGAGACAAAAUUCUACAUUUUUUUCAGCACAGCAGGCAUCUCUUUUAACAUAUCUGAAGUGGAGAUUACACUCAUGCUAAAUACGACAAGUAAACAGUCAAAGUCAACUGUCAAAGCAAGGGCAAAGGUGGCUAUCAUGCUGCAACUGUCUUUAUUGGGCCAAGUCAAUCCAUCUCAGGUCCACUAUACAGGAGAAAUUAAAGGUGAAACGGCCAUGAUCACUGAGAGCGACAUUGGCAGCGGCAUCACACAUCAGUUCAGAGUAAUCAACCUGGGAAAACGCCUAACUGAUUUUGGCACUGCCACGCUUGAGAUUGACUGGCCAAAGGAAACAGAGCAGGGGAAGUGGUUACUGUACCUGAUGAAUAUCAACUCCAUGGGAGUGGAUCAGAUAAAGUGCACUCCCUCAGCAGAGAUCAACCCUCUUAAUAAAAAACCAGAUACAGCAAGGUCGAGAAGAGCAGCAGAAAGCACCAAAGUCGACGUCAAAGGCACCAUUUCCCGUUUAAUAGACACCAAGAAAGAAAUAACUCUGUCCUGUAAUAAUGGGGCAAAAUGUGUGAAGAUAAAGUGCCCUCUGGGGGGGCUGGACGGCAAUGCAGUCAUCACUUUCAGCUCACGUCUUUGGAACACUACUUUCUUGGAGGAUUACUCAGACUUUCAUCAUGUGGAGGUCAUGGUAACGGCCCACCUGCGUGUAGACAGCACAACCAAGAACACGGUGCUGCAGAAUGCUGUAACACAGGUGCAACUGACUGCUUUUCCUGAGAGGCGUGCAGCCCUCUCAGCUUUUGGUGGAGUGCCGUGGUGGAUCAUCGUGCUGUCCGUCCUGUUCGGCCUGCUGCUAUUGGCUUUGCUGGCUUUCCUUCUUUGGAAGUCUGGACUCUUUGGGGGAAAGAACACUAAGGACCCAUCAGAAAAAGAGAAGCUGACUUCAAAUGCAUAGAAAAAGACAGAGGUGUGGCUUUUUUGAACGUGCCAAAUAUGAAGACAAGGUCCCCAGUUAUAAUGCUGUUCGGAUCACACGAGAGGAGAGAGGGAGGAGCCCUGGAAACGCUGACUGGGGAAACCUGGAAAAGAAGCCAUGGAUGACAACCUGGCAUGACAACCGACACUAUUCUUAACAGCCAAUGGAAUCUGACUGCCUGUAGUUACUUUCGCUAAUUGAUGAACCACCUCCUUUUUUCUCUCUCUUUUUUUUAACUUUCCAGCACUUGCACAAUGAGAACAAAUUUGCUAAAAAAAAAAACUAUUACUACAAACUACAUGACCUUCGUCUAAAGGGGAUGUGGGGAAGACACUCCUGCUAAACUAUCUCUAGAGUGGCUUGGCAGGUUUUGUACAUUUGAUGGUUCUGAAUUGUUUGUAUUUAUUCUUGUAAGGAAUAUUUUUGUUACUUGCCCUUAAAAAGGCCAAAGACAUGAAAUGUAUACACUGGUGAUUUCUCUGAAAUGUUAGUUUUUCCCACUGUUUUUUUAUUUUUAAUGUGCCUCAUCUGUGGUAAUCUCUGCACUUUGUGCCUCAGAUUGUAUGUCGUCAUCUACAGGUCAUUGACUUAUGUUGUAAAUAUUCCACAAAGCAAAAGUCCUUGUUUGAUCUCAAUUAUAAAGUGUUUCCUGUUUUUUUUUUUU
Molecule: messenger RNA, 3925 nt
Organism: Oryzias latipes (Japanese medaka)
Lineage: Eukaryota; Metazoa; Chordata; Actinopteri; Beloniformes; Adrianichthyidae
Product: integrin alpha-6
Biological process (GO): cell adhesion mediated by integrin; integrin-mediated signaling pathway; cell-cell adhesion
Cellular component (GO): external side of plasma membrane; integrin complex
Molecular function (GO): integrin binding
Source: RefSeq, a predicted model, not a curated record